CAGAGCAAAGAGAGAGGGAGAAAGCUGAGUGGAGAGAAGACGCUCUCAGAUCAGUCAGUGGCUUCAUGGAGUUAUGUACCUCUGAUCCGCCGCCAUGGAUUGCAAUCCGCGAUCACUCCUUUUCAUUUUACCUCUUUUAUUGUCCUGUGCUCUUCCUGCGUUUCCCAUCAUCUACCCUCCUAAUGAAGUCAACCUGUUAGACUCCAAAGCAAGCCAAGGGGAGUUAGGAUGGAUUUCCUACCCAUUGCAUGGGUGGGAGGAGAUCAGUGGGGUGGAUGAGCACUACACUCCCAUCAGGACUUUCCAGGUCUGCAAUGUGAUGGAGUACAGCCAGAACAACUGGCUUCGCACCAACUGGAUCCCUCGCCAGUCAGCCCAGAAGAUCUAUGUGGAGCUGAAGUUCACCCUGAGGGACUGCAACUCCAUCCCGUUGGUCCUGGGCACCUGCAAGGAGACCUUCAACCUCCUCUACCUGGAGACAGACGAUGACCAGGGCAGUCACUUCAGGGAGCACCAGUUCUCCAAGAUCGACACCAUCGCCGCUGAUGAGAGUUUCACCCAAAUGGACCUUGGCGAUCGCAUCCUCAAGCUCAACACUGAGGUGCGUGAAGUGGGCCCCAUGACCAAGAAGGGCUUCUACCUGGCGUUCCAGGAUGUGGGCGCCUGCGUAGCUUUAGUUUCAGUGAGGGUUUACUUUAAGAAGUGCCCACAAACAGUGAGGAAUCUGGCAUCCUUCCCUGAUACGGUGCCAAUGGACUCCCAGUCACUGGUGGAGGUCAAAGGCUCAUGCGUCAAUCACUCCAAAGAGGAGGAGCCUCCACGAAUGUACUGCAGCACAGAGGGGGAGUGGCUUGUGCCUAUUGGGAAGUGUCUAUGUAACCCAGGGUACGAGGAGAGGAGCAACACCUGCCAAAUGUGCAGGGCGGGCUUCUACAAAUCUACGCUCGGGAACGUGGAGUGUUCAAAGUGUCCGCCUCAUAGUUUCUCUCACCAUGAGGGGUCGCUGCACUGCGGCUGUGACAAAAACUACUUCCGUGCCGAGGGAGACCCCGCCUCUAUGGCCUGUACUCGCCCUCCUUCAGCUCCUCGAAAUGUGAUCUCUUCCAUCAACGAGACUUCAGUCAUACUUGAAUGGAGCUGGCCGGAGGACACUGGUGGCCGCAGGGACAUCACCUUCACUGUCCUCUGCAAAUGCUGCCGUGGUGGGGGUGGGAACGGCAGCAAUGGUGGCACUCAGCGUUGUGAGCCUUGCAGAAGCAAUGUGCGAUUUCUACCGAGAUCCACUGGGCUCCACAACACCACGGUGACAGUGGGUGACCUGCUAGCCCACACCAACUACACAUUUGAGAUUGAGGCGCUGAACGGUGUGUCAUCGUUGGCACCCAAGAUGAGGCAGUACGCCGCUGUCACCAUCACCACCAACCAAGCCGCUCCCUCUCCAGUAACAGUGAUCAAAAAGGAGAAGACGUCUCGAAACAGUGUCUCUCUGUCCUGGCAGGAGCCAGAAAGACCUAACGGCAUUAUCCUCGACUAUGAGAUCAAAUACUACGAAAAGGAGGAGCAGGAGACCAGCUACACCAUCCUUCGUGCUCGGGGUUGUAAUGUGACUCUGAAUGGUUUGAAGCCCAACACUGCCUACCUGCUGCAGAUCAGAGCUCGCACCGCUGCUGGAUACGGAGCCAGCAGCCCCAGUUUCCAGUUUGAGACCAGCCCCGACUCAGCCUUUUCCAUCUCCAGUGAGAGCAGCCAAGUUGUUCUGAUCGCCAUUUCCUCCGCUGUGGCCAUCAUCCUGCUCACCGUGCUGCUCUACGUCCUGAUUGGCAGGUUUUGUUGCCACAGCAAAUCCAAACAUCCUGAUGAGAAAAGACUGCACUUUGGCAACGGCCACUUGCGUCUGCCGGGUAUCAGGACCUACGUAGAUCCCCACACAUAUGAAGACCCGAGCCAGGCUGUGCACGAGUUCGCCAAGGAGCUGGAUGCCUCCUGCAUCGCCAUUGAUAAAGUGGUGGGAGCAGGUGAGUUCGGCGAGGUGUGCAGCGGUCGCUUGAAGCUGCCCAGUAAGAAGGAGAUCUGCGUGGCCAUCAAGACUCUUAAAGGAGGAUACACAGACAAACAGAGGCGGGACUUCCUUGCUGAGGCAUCAAUCAUGGGACAGUUUGAUCAUCCCAACAUCAUCAGGCUGGAGGGUGUGGUAACGCGCAGUAAACCCGUCAUGAUUGUCACAGAGUACAUGGAGAAUGGAUCUCUGGACAGCUUCUUGAGAAAACAUGAUGCCCAGUUUACAGGCAUCCAGUUGGUUGGCAUGCUGCGCGGCAUCGCCUCGGGCAUGAAGUAUCUGUCAGACAUGGGUUACGUUCACCGAGACCUGGCAGCUCGAAACAUCCUCGUCAACAGCAAUCUGGUGUGUAAAGUGUCAGACUUCGGCUUGUCCCGAGUUCUGGAGGAUGACCCGGAGGCCGCUUACACCACCCGGGGAGGUAAGAUCCCUAUCCGGUGGACGGCUCCAGAGGCUAUUGCCUACAGGAAGUUUACAUCAGCCAGUGAUGCAUGGAGUUAUGGCAUUGUGCUCUGGGAGGUGAUGUCAUACGGGGAACGGCCUUACUGGGAGAUGUCUAAUCAGGAUGUAAUAAAGGCUGUAGAUGAGGGUUACCGCCUCCCACCACCCAUGGACUGCCCUGCUACCCUAUACCAACUGAUGUUGGACUGCUGGCAGAAGGAGAGGAACAACCGGCCUAAGUUUGAACAGAUAGUCAGCAUCCUGGAUAAACUCAUACGCAACCCCGGUAGCCUCAAAAUCACGGCCAACACCACAUCCAGGCCAGCCAACUUGUUGUUGGACAGGAGCAGUUCAGAGGUUCCCUCAGUGGGGACGAUGGGUGACUGGAUGGAUGGAAUGAGGACCUUGCCUUGCAAGGAGGCCUUCUCCGGGGUCAGCUACAGCUCCUGUGACACCCUGGCCAAGACUUCCACAGAGGAUUUGAAAAAGGUUGGAGUGACUAUCGUUGGACCGCAGAAGAAGAUCGUGAGCAGCCUCAAAGCCCUUGAAUCCCACACCAAGAAUGGCCCAGUACCUGUUUAAAAAAAUGAAAUCCACAAAUGAAAACCACCAGAGACCUGUCUGUCGGUCUGUGUUAACAGAUUGUGGGAGCUAAUCGCACUCUAACACAGUGACUGUGUAUCCAAACUAUAAUGGAAGUAAAUGGAGGAAUAAUAGGGAAUUAAUCAAACGAGGGCUUUCAUUGUUCCGUUGAAAGACAAUAUCAAGUCCUGACAAAGAAAUGGGAAGAGUCCAGUGCAGCUAGACUCUUGAACCCUCCGUCCUUCCAUGCCCAAGUUGAGAUGCCUUACAGACAAUAAGGGGGUGGGGGUGGUGGGAGUAGAGAGAGCAGAGGGGAGCCAAGGAGGUCCAAGAAACCUGGUCAGGGAUACAAACUUGGACUGGACUGGGAUACAGGGCAAGAAUUGGACAAACAUAAGGCAAAUAUAAAGCUGCAGCUCUCCAAGAUUGGCAAAGCUGGAUAGCAGAGCCGUCCCUUUACAGCCAGUUGGGGACGGGCAUGCUCACAGUCUCCUCCCACCACACCUGAUCAGCAGCCUGCGGAGAAAGGCAGCGGAAUGGCUGAGGUACCCUGUGUGAAAGGUCAUGGCAGACAGCAGCAGCUGACCCCCAUGUGGACCCUUCCUGGACUAAUGAAGUCUUGAGGCGUGAAAUUCUGUUGUAACUACCUACAUUUACUGUUUCUUUCCAUGAGAGAACGAGCUGGUAUAACUAUACGGACACACCUAGACAAUAACUCUGUAAGAUCUAACCUAUAGCAUUUGCAUUCAGUAGACAUGUCACAUAAAAGCAAUAAUUAUAAAUAAUCCAUUAAAUAGUUGCAUUGUAUGGAAGCCAUGAGUCUGUCACAUAUACUAUGUAUUGAACGCUGUGCUUUGGAGGUACAGGGGCCAUAACACACUUCACACAGAGAAUUUUCCAUAUGGUGACAUAUAUGUUCAAUGUGCUUAUGAGCAGAUAUUGUACAGUUAUAGUGCUGUUCCCUCAACCCAAUGCCCUUUGUGUGAAAUCUCAGGAUGUAUACGUUCUUUGUUCUUUUUUCUCUAACAAGGGGAAACAGAUCAAGUAAAUGGAGCAGAACCAGGAAUUGAGGGUGCAAGUUACAAGAGAUGAGAGCAGGAAGAGAGAAAUUGAUAAGAGUUAAAGAGAUGAAGCAGUAUUAUUCAAAACUCUUCUUCAGACAUUCUUGUCGUAUUACAGAAGUGUUUUAAACUAGAAAUGUGUUUGUACUUGAGUUUCUUUUUCAGGGAAGACAAGUUAACAUCAAUAACCAUAAACAACUAUACUCUACUCAGUAAGUUGAGAACACUGCACCUUUGAGGGUGUUAUAAACCUAUGGUCCCCUUGCUUUGGUCUGAAUCCAUAACUUAUUAACAAAAGCCAGAUGAGAUCUGUCAUUUUCGUCUUUGUUCAGAAAUUAUCUCUAAAAAAAGAAAGGACUUUGUUUUUAUUGUAAAAUUUGCUCUUAAUCCAUAAAUUCUGGUGUGUUUAAUGCAAAAAGUAGAGUGCCUCAUGUAUUUGGGUUGGAUCAUGUUGGGAUCACCAUGCAAAAAGCUCCAGUUUUGGUUUGGUUUCAUCAAAGUCUAAUUUCUGUGUUCUCAUAUGGACACACGGUUUAUUGUCACUGCCCUAAACUAGCAAGGUAUGAAAAUCCCCUAAGAGAGAUGCAACACUUCUAAUAAAUGAUUGCUUUCUGAUCGUACAGUACUAGUCAAAAGUUUGGACACAGUUGAAUGACAAAGGGAGUCCAAACUUUUGGGUACUUUAUAUCCAGGAUGGGAUUUCCUGAAGGCACCUUAGAAUUUAGAUGAUACAAUGCAAUACAUAAAGAUGCUGGUCUCCUUCUUUGACGUCACCCAGCCAGUCCCUCAGUGCUACACAUAACCAAUGUUUGUGAAUUGGCACUUUGGUACUUUGUGCUGCUGGAUGAGGAAUAUUCAACUACGAGGGUUCUAUCUUUAAGCUUGUCCCAAAUGCUUAGUAUACGAUAUUUGAGCACUUUGCUUUGAAUGGGAAUGUUAUUGCCUUGGCUAUAGACUAAACUUAUCUAAUGGACAGUGGUGAUUUUGGUGCUUUUGGGAAACCCAGCCCUGUUCAUUGUGUCAGUCAGUCCUCUGUUACUUGGUCUACCUGUGGAUGCUGCUGUUGCUGCUAUGUGGUCUAAUUAGCAUGUACAUAAUGUAAACCAUCGUAAUGAUAGCAACUAGCCCUACAGAUCCCACUAUAUGUACAUGGCCAUCCCUCUUUGUACAAAUUUUUGUAUGUAUAAAAGAAUAAAUAAAAAUUGUGCAACAUUUUUAAUUAAAAAAGAGACAAAAAUCAUCUGU
This is a messenger RNA of Thunnus maccoyii (southern bluefin tuna), 5385 nucleotides long. RefSeq names its product eph receptor A3 (gene epha3). Lineage: Eukaryota; Metazoa; Chordata; Actinopteri; Scombriformes; Scombridae. Gene Ontology annotation, biological process: cell surface receptor protein tyrosine kinase signaling pathway; axon guidance; protein phosphorylation. The transcript is spliced from 17 exons. Gene Ontology annotation, molecular function: protein binding; transmembrane-ephrin receptor activity; ATP binding. Gene Ontology annotation, cellular component: plasma membrane; neuron projection. The record is from RefSeq and is a predicted model, not a curated record. Bases 95 to 3079 code for a protein of 994 amino acids.